AUGCCUCUCGUAGUCCCAGGCCUCAACUCCACCGGCAACAAGACCGAGGAGUGGACCAACCACCUUGUGGGCAAGAAGAUUGGUGACACUUCAGACCACAUUACCUUUGCGAAGAAGGACCUCCCUGAAAGCCACCGCAUCGUCAAGGAAGGCGACAUCGUGACGGCCGACCACGUCCCAGACCGCCUGAACAUCCACGUGGCCGACGACGGUACCGUCAAGAAGGUCACCCACGGCUAA
Messenger RNA from Lasiodiplodia theobromae, 240 nucleotides. RefSeq names its product Proteinase inhibitor i13 potato inhibitor i protein. Lineage: Eukaryota; Fungi; Ascomycota; Dothideomycetes; Botryosphaeriales; Botryosphaeriaceae. The record is from RefSeq and is a predicted model, not a curated record. The transcript is spliced from 3 exons. Bases 1 to 240 code for a protein of 79 amino acids.